CGGGAUGCUUGGAAAUUCAGUACUGUAGGCUACUGUAUAAGCAGGCGGCUAUAAACAGCAGCGGGAGGGCUGGAUUUGCGUGAGUGGGGCUGGAUCUGGUUUAGACAGACUCAGUGCGGUGAUACAGCUCACAGAGCGGCUGUGCGGAAGUUCUUUCAUCCGUGCUGCAGGAGGGGUUCGCCUCUCUGCGAUUAUUCUCGCCACAACUUUACUGGGAUAAAGCAGGGGGGGAAAGCGCAACUCCCGGACAAGAUACACCCCGUUUGGAGUUGGCGGUGUUUUACAUAGACUCACCUUCCUGCCGCAAAUCCCAGGGCUGUGAGCAAAGCUGACGGCACCAUGACGAGGCUGAGCCACAGUGAGCACGUCCUGCAGCAGCUCAACAACCAGCGGGAGUGGGGCUUCCUGUGCGACUGCUGCAUCGCCGUGGGGGACAUCUACUUCAGGGCUCACAAGGCUGUGCUGGCAGCCUGUAGCUCCUACUUUAGGAUGAUGUUCAUCAAAGACCAGCAGGCCAUGGCGCGGGUGAACCUCAGCAACAUGCAAAUCAGCGCUGAAUGCUUUGACCUCAUUCUUCAGCUCAUGUACCUUGGCCGCAUUGCUGUGGGCUCCUACGAAUUUGAUGAGCUCAAGGCUGCCAUGGUCUACCUGCAGAUGUACUACAUCCCAGACUCUCUGGAUGACCUCAAGGACAUCCGCAAUUCAAACCUGGCGCCGUCAUCCUCGUCGUCGUCAUCUUCCUCUUCCUCCUCCUCCUCAUCAUCCUCCUCCACGGCGCUGGCUCUGCCUGGAAGGAGGAUGAUGUUUGGAGUGCGGAUGUAUGAGCAGCAGCCGCAACGCCAGGGGGCUACUGACGGAGAGUGCCUCCAACAGGCUCCGGCUUCUGCGUCCUCCCUCCAGACCUUGGGUGGCCUUGGCGGGGCUACAACAAAGCCCACGGAGGAACCGGGGCUGCCCCUCAGCCUGUCUCUUGUGGCCGAGGCCAUGGCAGAGCAGCCGUGUGACCUGCGCAAGAAGCCGUCAGGCAGGAGUGCCACCAUGAAAGAGCGGCCUCGCUUCGGGCGCACCUACACCUGCGACGACUGUGGCUUUGUCUUCAGCUGCGAGAAGCUCCUCAUUGAGCACAUCCUCACCUGCACCAACCGCAAGACCUUCCAUACACCCAGGGGGGCCAAAGGCCUGGAGACAGACGCUAGCAAGGCAGAGAGCUCCUCCUCUGAGGGCUCAGAGGAGAACUUGGACCCCUGCAAGGCGGAGGGUGAAGCUCUUGAGAAGUCUGAUGUGGAGGUGUUGAGCAAAGGGACUGUGAUCAAGUCCGUCGGCACAGGGGCUGACAGCCAGCCCAAAUCUUCGCGGAAUACUAUCAUCAUCAAAAUGGAGCCUGAGGAUAGCCCUGAGCUUGAAAUGGAUGGCAUACAAGUAGUCCAGGUUGACGAGAACUGUGUGGAGGGCUGCAGCUCACUGGCCAACCGUUUCAGGGACUCACUCCCCGAUCCGGGUGCCUUCAACCCAGACGAGGUGGUCGGGCCCACCAGCAUGGAGGAUAGUAAUGACGCUUUUGAGGCACACAUGUCCACCAGCGAAGAUAAGAGUACAGGCACUCGGGCAAAACGUAUCAAGGAGGAGAGGGACGGCCGGCUGUGUCUGCCCUGUGAGCUGUGUGGGGAGCUGCUGACGGAGGACGACCAGUCAGCUCACUACAUCGCUAGCCACAUGGGCCACAUAUGCGCCUGCGGCAAGUGUGGCCAGAUCCUUGUCAAGGGCCGGCAGUUGCAGGAGCACGCCGAGCGCUGUGGCGAGCCCCAGGAUGCCGAGACAGAUUCACUGGGCGAUGACUCGCUGUCUGAGGAGCGGCAGGUUGUGGAGGAGGGCCUGCUGGAGGCCGAUGGCACAUUCGAAGGUGAGCUGGGUGCCCCGUGCCACGAUGACACUGAUGAGAACUGCUUGGCCUACCGCUGCCCCCACUGUGGUCUGCACCUGGGCAGCGAGCGGCAAGCCCUGGAGCAUGUGGCCCGCUGUCCAGAGCAGGAGCUGCUACGUUCUGGACUGCUGGAGGAUGGCGAGCGGGACCACCGGCGUAAGCACUUCUGCGGCAUUUGUGGCAAGGGAUUUUUCCAGCGUUGCCACUUGCGUGAGCACUACACCGUCCACACCAAGGAGAAGCAGUUUGCCUGCCAGACCUGCGGGAAACAGUUCCUGCGUGAGCGGCAGCUGCGGCUGCACAACGACAUGCACAAGGGCAUGGCCCGCUACGUCUGCCCCGUCUGUGACCAGGGCACCUUCCUGAAGCACGACCAUGUGCGGCACAUGAUCUCCCACCUGUCGGCCGGGGAGACCAUCUGCCAGGUGUGCUUCCAGAUCUUUCCGGGCAGUGAGCACCUGGAGCAGCACAUGGACGUGCACCUGUACAUCUGCGGCGUGUGCGGGGAGAAGUUCCGCCUCCGCAAGGACAUGAGGAGCCACUACAACUCCAAACACACCAAGAGGUUAUAAGGGGUAGUGGCGAGACGUAAACGUCUGUCUGGUACACAAGCCAUAAAUGCGAGAGCGACAGAAGUCGCCUCAGCACAGUUUCAGUUAAAUUCGUCACAUUGGUGUGUGACCUUCUGUAAACAAAGCUAGCAACAGUAACCAGGGCACCUGAUAUACAGGUGUGUGCAAGAUCGAAUGCAGUAAUGUUGCAUACACAUUGUAUGAUGUAUUCUUUUUCUGUUUGUCCAACUCCCUGUCGUCCGUAUACAUUUCACUUGUAUGAGACAUUCAUGAAGGCUCAUGCGUUACUUCACACGCACUUGACAUAUAUAUUCAUAUAUAGAAGCUUGGCUUUUCCAUCUAGCUCCAUGUUGUGUUAGAGCUAUCCUUGUAGAAUAGGCAGAAUUUUCCAGAAGACGCCUUUCCAGGUGUAUCAGCGAGCCCUGUUUUUAUUUAUUUAUUUAUUCUUGGGGUUGGCGGGAAUCUGGAAUCUGUUCGCUCCCUCGUUGGGACAUCAAGUGAGAUUCUGUCAGAUUCUCCAGCGACCCGUGAAACCCACCCCCCUCCCCCUACUGAACGAUCCCAACUGGAGUAUAUAGGGCAAUGUUCUGACCUGCGUGAAUGCUGAACAGUGCGGUCUGGAGCCAUCAGCCAAGCAGGAAGCAUAGUAGAAAGAUGGAUUCAGAUGCAAAGGGUUAAAAUUGUAUGUGAAUGAAAUGCAGCUACAACAUGAUAAAACACUAGAGUCAGUGUGUUCGGCAGUCAGCUCGACUUGUUCCAGCUGCAAGACAUUUCUUCCAGCUUCAUCCGGUGACUGUAUGGUGCUGCAGGUCUAUUCCUUUCAUCUUGCUCAGUAUUUCUGUUUACAGUUUUUGCUUGGAAUUGUGGUUUGUGUUCUGUCAUGGCUGGACUGUCACUAGUCUCGCCGGCUCUGUCUGCGAUCAGACACCCAAUCCUCCAAUACCUGUUCCUCUUCCUUCUCAGAUAUCUUCUGGGUCUUCAGGCCAAAUAAAUUGGCCCCUUGCCUUUAAAAUGUCUGAAAUUUCUUAGGACUGGAGUUGUCCCGCAGGCUUUUCCUUUUCAGUUUUCACCCUUGGCGGCACAUUGUGAAAUAUGGUCCCAAGUUUCCAGAUCCUGAUUUUCAAAAUAUCUGAAGACCUGAAUCUCUGACUUGCUCCUGCUUUUUCCUUACGAAGCACAGCGGUUAGUUUCCACAUCAUGCAAACAGGUGUAAAAUAAUGUCUUUACACCUCUGUAUAAAAACCUUUAUGGUUAAGUGUAACCUAUUAAUCAUUUCAAUUCAUGAACAGAAUAUGUGGUUGGAUUCAUAUUGGAUAUAUUGUUAUGAGUUGAUGAUGCUGGGGAUAACAGCAAGUGUUUUUAUGUUUGCCUGUUUCAGAAAAGCAGAAUUGGCUUUCCUCUUAAGAACGUGCAUCUGGUCAUAUCUUAUUGUCUCCCGUUACGCGACUUUCCUGUAUCAGAAACAGGAGCACUUUUCUGCUGAGGGCUAAAUCGUUUUUUAAGGUGCUGAAUUUGCAUUUACUGUUUACAAAAUACAGUGACCUCUUCAGUGAAACUAUGUAUUUUUUAAUGUGUGUGCGCGCGUGCGUGCGUGUGUGUGUGUGUGCAAAGGAAUCUUGUGCUUCAUUUUAAAAUGUUACUUAAGUUGCUGCGCCUUGAAGUGGCGCUGGUCCACUUUCAGUGUUGCACCCAUGUUCAGCAGAGGAAAAAUGUAUGCGUCGUACGUGUUGUGAAACCGGCUCACUCUGAUUGGCUGGCUUCACACCUGCCCCUCAGAAAAUGCAAGUACCUGAUUUUUUUUCCUGCCCCAUGUUGUUUUACUCCUGGCAUGAGGGUUAGGGUUAGUACUGCCGCUUCAGGGAGUGAUAGCACUCUUCCGAGCAGAGAACAGGUUACAGCCGUGCCACGUGGACCCCAAGGAAUGCUCGAACCCCUGGCAGCGCCACACCUAGGCAUGCCCUCCAAUGAUCAGCUCUUAUCGAACAGGCAUGAUGCAAUGAGACUGACGAACACUCACGGAGCAGUGGGUCGGCUAACAGGUUUAGCACAAUAAUUGUGCCUUCAUUUUUUUGGCCUUCUACGUAGAUCUUUAGAAAGAUUGCUGCAAGGAAAGCGGUCGGAUCAAUCCAGCUGCUUUUUGCAAGCACAGAGCGGGUUUUCCAGUAUGAAAACAAGAGAAGUGCAAAUAUAUGUUUUCUACUAUUAAACAAUGGAAGCUAACAGACUGUACACUUUUCCUUGCUUAUUGCAAACAUUUAUUCUCUUUGUUCACCGGUAGGGGGCAGUAAUGCAGUGGUUAUCUAUUAGUCGUACUGUUACUGCUAGUAAUAUGCUGUUUUCAGAAGGGGUCCCAGCCGUUGUGACAAUUAGCCUCUAAUGUAGAGAAGCUCUAUAUUUGCAAGGACAUACAUUUUUUGUUUAAAUUGUGUUUUUUAAAUUUCUGCAAUAAAUGUUCUAGUUAAAAAACAAACAAACAGUUUUUUUAAUAAGUCUGCCAAUCUUAUAUAAGUCUGUCCGUUUUUGUUGUCGCCGAGUGUGUGAGGCUGGGUCACAUGGGUUGAUCAACAUCCUAGGAUUAAGUCAGGACAGAAAGACGACAUGUAAGAAGUGAACUGCAGGUCUGGGCUGCCUCGUCUGUACCAGGCAUCCAGCAUUCCCCCACCUGACUUGGAAUUAUUCCCAAAGCCAGCAAUCUUGCACUGUCGCGUUUGCGGCACAGAAUGAUUUAUCACCCCAAUUCCUGUCAGUUUAGGAAGAACACAGACUCGCGGUGUGUUUGAAAAUGACUUUAUUGAUAUAACUUGUAACACAUUUCAAUCAUCGCAGUGCUUGAAGCACACCAUUUGGCCAGUGUGCUGUGAAUCCGGCUGGUGUGUGCAGUGUCACUUCUUACACUGGCCCUUGGUGCCGCAUCCCUUGCCAUCGGGACCAUGACUCUGGUCUUUGUCAUGGCAAUGUUCGUGUUCCUUCCCGUGUCCAUGUUCGUGUUCCUUCCCGUGUCCGUGUCCCUUCCCGUGUCC
Molecule: messenger RNA, 5513 nt
Organism: Brienomyrus brachyistius
Lineage: Eukaryota; Metazoa; Chordata; Actinopteri; Osteoglossiformes; Mormyridae
Gene: zbtb1
Product: zinc finger and BTB domain containing 1
Exons: 3
Coding region: 340-2493 (717 amino acids)
Biological process (GO): regulation of transcription by RNA polymerase II
Cellular component (GO): nucleus
Molecular function (GO): protein binding; RNA polymerase II cis-regulatory region sequence-specific DNA binding; DNA-binding transcription factor activity, RNA polymerase II-specific
Source: RefSeq, a predicted model, not a curated record